CACACGUGGGUUGACCGUCGGCGCGGCGGUGAGCGGAGCUGCUGAGAGCCGCGGAGCGUUAAGCCAAGGUGUGAAGGUCAUGGCAGUGCUACGGUUUUACAGGCGGGAGCAUGAGAGAGGCCGUGGUGUGCAGAGGGCCGCAUUGCUCUACCCUCACGCCACCAUCAGCGCUGAGCACUGCUACAAUGUGGAGCUGACUGGGGCCGAUUCCCUGAGCCCACAGAAGAAGCAUGUGCUCGUCUGGCUGCUCAGCUCGCCAUUCGCACCUGGACAGCUGGCAGAGGAGCCUACGUUGGAGGCUGGGAAAGGAGAAUGUGUGGUGGAAAUCGGGCCCAGGUUGAAUUUCUCCACCGCAUGGUCCACCAACGCUGUGUCCAUCUGUCAGAGCGCAGGUUUGAGUGAGGUCACUCGAGUGGAGCUGUCCCGCAGAUUCCUCGUACAGGGCCUUGGUGAUGCCAACGCGUGCAUGACUGAUGGUGAUGUGGAGAAACUGGUUAGCUGCUUGUAUGACAGCAUGACAGAGUGCAUCUAUCCUCACCCCAUUUAUUCAUUUGCUGUGGACACACAGCCGCAAGAUGUCUUUGAGGUGGACAUUCUUGGGCACGGGAGAGCUGCUUUGGAGAAAGCCAAUGAUGAGCUAGGUCUGGCCUUUGAUUCCUGGGACCUGGAUUAUUACAGUGACCUUUUCCGGAGAGUUCAGAGGAACCCAACCAGCGUAGAGUGUUUUGACCUCGCUCAGUCCAACAGCGAGCACAGUCGCCACUGGUUUUUCCGGGGGCGCGUAACCAUCGACGGACAGGAGCAGAAGGAUACUCUCUUCGGUCUCGUCAUGGGGACCCAGUGCCAUAGCAACCAGAACAAUGUAAUCAAGUUCUGCGACAACAGCAGUGGCAUCGCAGGCAUGGAGGUGGAGUGCAUGUACCCCGGUGACCCAGCUCACUCUAGUGCCUAUGGCACGCGACGCUCCACCAGGCACGUCAUCUUCACUGCGGAGACGCACAACUUUCCCACCGGUGUGGCUCCUUUCAGCGGCGCAACAACGGGUACGGGGGGGCGGAUUCGGGAUAUUCAGAGUGCCGGCAAGGGAGGCCACGUCAUCGCCGGUACCGCGGGAUACUGCUUUGGCAACCUACGUAUUCCGGGAUAUGCUCUCCCCUGGGAGGAGGCCGGCUGGGAGUAUCCCAGCACGUUCGCUACUCCGCUCCAGGUGGCCGUUGAGGCGAGUGAUGGCGCCUCGGACUACGGCAACAAAUUCGGGGAACCGGUCCUUGCAGGUUUCGCUCGCUCCUUCGGGAUGCGGCUGGCCGACGGGGAGCGGCGGGAGUGGAUCAAGCCGAUCAUGUUCAGCGGAGGGUUGGGCGCUAUUGAGGACCAGCACGUGAAAAAGGAGACUCCUGAGCCAGGGAUGGAGGUAGUGAAGAUCGGAGGACCCGUGUACAGGAUUGGUGUGGGUGGAGGAGCUGCUUCUUCUAUACAGGUCCAAGGCGACAAUGCAGCUGCUCGUGAUCUAGGAGCGGUGCAGAGGGGGGAUGCCGAGAUGGAGCAAAAGAUGAACCGAGCCCUGCGGGCCUGUCUGGAGCGGCCCGGCGGGAACCCCAUAUGCAGCAUCCAUGACCAGGGUGCUGGGGGGAAUGGAAAUGUUCUCAAGGAGCUGAGUGAGCCAGCAGGAGCAGUCAUAUAUGCCAGCAAGUUUAAGACAGGUGACCCCACCCUGAGUGUGCUCGAGCUCUGGGGGGCUGAAUAUCAGGAAAGCAAUGCACUGCUCAUUCGCCCUUCCAACAGUGAUUUUUUGAAGCAAGUGUGUCUCAGAGAGAAGUGUCCUGUGGACUUUGUGGGCAGAAUCACUGGGGAUGGCAAGAUUGUAUUAGUGGAUGACCGCACUAAUCCCGGGGAGCAAGGAGAGGGAGGCCGGCAUCCUGUGGACCUGAAGCUGGACUGGGUCCUAGGAAAGAUGCCGCAGAAGGAGUUUAAGCUAGAGAAGGUGUCUCCUCCCCUCAAACCCCUGACCUUGCCUCCUGGCCUGUCUGUCCUGGAUGCUCUCGAGAGGGUCCUUAGGCUUCCCUCUGUGGCCAGCAAGCGCUACCUUACCAACAAGGUGGACCGCUCCGUGACGGGUCUGGUGGCGCAGCAGCAAUGCGUCGGUCCCCUGCACACCCCGCUUGCUGACGUGGCCGUCGUGGCCCUGUCUCCCUUCGGUCUCCGGGGGGCGGCUACUGCGGUAGGGGAGCAGCCUAUCAAGGGCCUCGUGUCCCCCGGAGCGGGGGCCCGCAUGGCUGUGGGUGAGGCGCUCACCAACUUGGUCUUCGCCAGAGUCUCUGCACUGAAGGAUGUGAAGUGCAGUGGGAACUGGAUGUGGGCGGCAAAGCUGCCCGGCGAGGGCGCCAACCUGUGGGAGGCAUGCCAAGCCAUGUGCCAAGUGAUGGGCCAACUGGGUGUGGCUGUCGACGGCGGCAAGGAUUCCCUCAGCAUGGCGGCCCGUGUGGGCAAAGAAACCGUCAAAGCGCCAGGGUCGCUUGUGAUCUCAGUGUAUGCCAUUUGUCCUGAUAUCACCGCUACCGUCACCCCAGACCUUGAAAACCCAGAUGGGAAAGGUGUGUUGCUGUACGUGCCCGUGAGCCCGGGUCAAUACCGGCUGGGUGGUUCCGCUUUGGCCCAGUGCUAUGGACAGUUGGGAGACUGCGGUCCUGAUCUGGAGGACCCGGACAAGCUCUCUGCCUGCUUCAACGCCACCCAGUUGCUUCUGAAGGACCGACUGUUAAGCGCAGGACAUGAUGUCAGUGACGGGGGUCUCAUUUCCUGCCUGCUGGAGAUGGCCUUUGCAGGAAAUCAUGGGAUCGAUGUGGACUUGCCUUUGCGCGGACCGGGAGCGCUGGAAGUUCUGUUCUCUGAGGAGCUGGGUUUGGUUUUGGAGGUGUCCGAAUCUAACGUCGCCAGAGUGUGCCGGAGUUACACCGACGCUGGCCUCGCCUGCUAUAGGAUCGGCAGAACUCGUGGCUUUGGACCAGAGUCUAUGGUUAAAGUGCGAAUCUGCGGAGAGGAGGUGCUGAGAGGCAGUUUGCCACACCUCAGGGCGUUAUGGGAAAGCACCAGUUUCCAGCUGGAACGCCUGCAGGCCCAACGUCUGUGUGUGCGGCAGGAAGAGGAAGGCCUUGCCGCCCGCACGCAGCCGUAUUAUAAGUUGACCUAUGACCCUGCUCAGACACCCAGGAUUCAACAGCUUGGUCUCACCCCUCCCAGAGUAGCAGUGGUGCGAGAGGAAGGCAGUAAUGGGGAUCGAGAGAUGUCCGUUUCCUUGUUCAUGGCUGGAUUUGAGGUGUGGGAUGUCACGAUGCAAGACCUCUGUUCUGGAUCGACAAAUCUGGACCCUUUCAAGGCUGUAGUGUUUGUGGGUGGAUUCAGUUAUGCGGAUGUCUUGGGCUCCGCAAAAGGUUGGGCAGCCACUGUGACCUUUAACCCUCGCGCCCGGGCCGAGUUCGAGCGUUUCCGACGGCGGGGCGACACCCUCAGUCUGGGCGUGUGCAAUGGCUGUCAGCUGCUGGCCCUGCUGGGCUGGGUGGGGGGUGGCGAUAGCGGCGAGUCGGAUGUCAUCCUGACACACAACAAGUCUGGCAGGUUUGAGUCCCGCUUUGUGAGCGUGGGCAUUUUGCCCUCACCUGCCAUAAUGCUGCAGGGCAUGGAGGGCUCCGCUCUGGGCGCCUGGGUUGCCCAUGGGGAAGGUGAGUCAGCGGCUUACUUCUUGCAUUGCAAGCCAACGGUGAUCAGUUCCGGCAUAGUCGCAUAUUGGCAUCUUCACCCAGGUCUGAUGCGGUUCAGGUCCUCUGAGGCCCAGGAGCGGGUUGUCGGAGGCACUCUGGGCCCCCUGCGCUACAUGGAUGACUCGGGGUCUCCCACAGAGGUAUACCCGCUCAACCCCAACGGCUCCCCUGGCGGCUUGGCUGGCCUCUGCUCCCCGGAUGGGCGCCACCUGGCCAUGAUGCCGCACCCGGAGCGCACGGUGCUGUCCUGGCAGUGGCCCUGGGCCCCGGGGCCCCUCCGGGCAUCCCUGCCGUCCUCGCCCUGGCUCAGCAUGUUCCGAAAUGCUGCGGCCUGGUGCCAGACUGUGCAGUGAGGCAGCAAGGGGAGCAAUUUGGCAAGCGCGUUUCGGCUCGGGCCCAACGAGCGAAACGCGUCCGGUUUCUGGGUAGCAUUCCUAAAGAGAG
This is a messenger RNA of Scleropages formosus (Asian bonytongue), 4199 nucleotides long. It is a transcript of the gene pfas, whose product is annotated as phosphoribosylformylglycinamidine synthase. Lineage: Eukaryota; Metazoa; Chordata; Actinopteri; Osteoglossiformes; Osteoglossidae. The transcript has 28 exons. Gene Ontology annotation, molecular function: phosphoribosylformylglycinamidine synthase activity. Gene Ontology annotation, cellular component: cytoplasm. Gene Ontology annotation, biological process: 'de novo' IMP biosynthetic process. The record is from RefSeq and is a predicted model, not a curated record. The coding region runs from base 80 to 4108 and encodes 1342 amino acids.